AUGCGGCUUGAUUUUAGGAUUUUACUUGUGAUUUUUAUUUUCUCGCUUUUUAUUAUUUAUAUUUUAUCGUUUUAUAGUAUAAUUUCGUUUUUAAUUGCCACUUUUAUUUGUAUCUUUAUCCUCAUCAUCGGCAGGCGCUCAAACCGAGAACGUUGUGCAACGAAGCUGAAGUCACCGGCAAAUUUAGAAGUUGCAUCGUCGUCUAUAAAAAAGAAAAAGAAAACUUUGUCACCAUCUCCACUUUCAAGGAGCAAAUAUAAUCAACAUUCAAAGGAUAUUUCUAUCGAUGAAAAUAUGCAUACUAAUGGAGUUUCGAAUUCCUCUUUCAUCGAUAAAAAGUUUGACAGGUCGUUUGAAUGGCGGUCACCUGUCGGUUCUCCCGGUAUACGUUCUCGUGGUGUAGCAUCGCCCGUUGUUGGAACAGGAUUAAGAACUCGAAAUGCAAGUCAGCUCAUUUCCAGAAGACAUUCCUUUUCUGUGAAAUCCGCAGACACUACAACAAGUCCUGCUAAACAUUAUAGUAAUAACAAUUCAAGAAUACCAUUUUUACCAACUGUCAAAAGAGCACUGGGACUUGAAACAAUAGUCAGCCCCAGAUACAUUGGUAAAGAUGAUAAUAGCAGUUAUACAAGUCACCCUGAGACUGCCUCUCCAGGGUUUGUCCCUGCUGUUCGACUUUCCAACCAUGACCGCCAUCCACUCUCCAAAGUACGGUCCUCUGUUGUGCGAAGUCCAAAUACUAUAAAGAUAGCUCCCCCAGAUCCUCACAAGCUUGGCAGUCCAAGGGUGCUAGAAGUUAGAAGGAAAGAUCCAGUGACAGAUGAGAACAGGAAGACGCCAGACAUGCAAUCUGUUCUUACUGCUCUCAAAGAAAAAAGAAGAAAGAGAACAGCUGGCCCUGCAGAGGAGGAUACCCAUUGUCCUGAAGUACAGAUCCAGAAAUCCAAGAGAAGACGACAGGAAAGUCAACAGUCGAAUGCUUCCACCUCAUCAUUACCACCCCUACCUGCCUCCCUUCCAGACCUUUCUGUUUCUGAUUACAAUAUACCUCGUCUGGAAACACCUUCCUUGAAAAGGGCAGCUGCCCCAGAGGUUUCAGAAUGGGAGGGAAGAGGAAAUAAUGCCAAGCGUCUUCGUCAGGAGGGGCGAUACAACUCCAUCUCUAGCUCACUCAGUUCCAGUCGUUACCUUGAGAGACACAAUCGCAGUUACAGCCCCAGACCAGACUGGUCCCAGGAAUCUACAGCUGAAUUGAAACGAGCUAUCCAAAGGGAAAUCAACAAAAUUACCCAGGAAAUGCCGAGUGAUUUAGUCACUAGUCUACGACUGCACUGUGAGGGAGCACAAGACAAAAAUGGCAAAGAAAAUGCGGAUAUUCCAGUCAGCAGCUCGACUCAGGAUCCAGAUUCCUCAUUGUCUGCUCUUCAGAGAGCCGAAACAGUGAUGUUGACACCAACUUUGGAGAAAGAGGACCACUCACUAGAUGCUUCUGCAUCAGAUACUUCUUUACUGGACCAAUCAAAGAACAAAUCGAUGAACACAAGACAAAAAGUGACCUUGAACAAGAGUUUCUCUGUUCGUAAACGUCAGAUGUCUCUCUAUACAGGCCUCAACAAGUCCUUUUCAAAAGUACCCAAGUCUAACGUUGUAGCCUGUAUGGAGGAUUAUGAAGCGGACCGUGAGGCAGAGCAGCGACGAGUUGAACAAAUGCUGGAGGACAUAGUAUCCAGUGAAGAGACCAAUAAAAACACUACAAAAGGUUAUUUUCUAGGAGUGACCAAUUCAGCCACAUCUACAUCCACCAUCACACCUAAAGCUGCUUCUUCUAUAGCCACAGCUGCAGCUUCUUCUGGCGUGGUUCCUAACUUGUCGGUGAACUCCCUUUUUGUCUCCAAAUCUAUUACCACAUCAACAACAGCAGCAACGACAGUCAAGAUUUCCCCUACACAGCAGGUUGGACAGGUAACAACUACUGCACAUGUUCCAACAUUGGCGUCUAGCUCUCUAGCCUCUCCAUUUGUAACACCAGCCACAAGUCUAGUCAUACAGAGCAGCAAUACUUCUGUGGUAACCACUCCAAGUAGCUCCAUGUUUACUGGACUGGCUAACAGCACUACAGCUUCCAUGUCUGCUACUACUACGGUGGCUUCAGUCUCAAGCGGCUUCCCUAUGGGAAGUGUGACAACAAAAACUACUAUGAGUUCACUUAAUGACUCAAAAUCUAAUUCAUCUAAUGUCACUAAACUAGCGAAUGCUGAGGCAGGGACAGUAGGUGCAGCUCUUUCUAGUGUCAUCUCUGCAGUAUAUGCUUCAAAAAGUCCAGGUAUGUUCAACUUUGGCCAAGCAAACACAAGUAAAGACACAACUGCACCUCCUGGUGGUGUUACAAAUGUGUUGGCUGCUACUGUACAGCCAAGUCUAGGGGUUAACCAAUCAGUGGCUGGAACAUCUAAAUUUGGAGAUGUUAACAAUGCUGUAGCCACAGCUGUAGCACCCACAGCUACUGCCACAGAAAAAAAUACUCCAGCAUUCAGCAUGCCGAGUGUCAACACAGGAUUCCCAUUUGGAUCUGCUACCAGUGUUAACCAACCCAGUGGUGCUGCCCCUACUCCUCUGUUCGGCAACACGACUCAAUCUAUCAGCAGCUCAGACUCAACUUCUGGUGCCAGCAAUUUUCCUAAAGCGCCAACAGCUGCAACUACAUUUGGAAGUGGAGCUCAAACAAAUCAGCCAAAGUUCACCCCAGUUUUUGGAGCCCCAAACCCAACCACUCAGGCAAACAUGUUUGGGGCCUCAACAGUAAACCCACCUGCAUUUGGAAGCGCAACAACCACUUUUGCUACACCACAGAAUACACCAGCUUUUGGAAAUCCCACACCACAGGCUAAAACGGCACCUGGUGGCUUCAAUUUUGUUGGUGGAGCUGGUCAAACUGCAAAAGCCCCCAUUUUUGGUGGUGCUACGAACUCUACAGUAAACACCACUGCUUUUACUACAACGGCCUCUACAGCAGCAACUUCAGCUUUUAACUUUGGUACUUCAGUGCAGACAACCACAGCUGCGUCAGCCUUCAAUUUUGGGAGUAAUUCAACCAUACAAUCUACAAAAUCAUCCGAUUUUAAUUUUGCUUCUUCAAAACCAACAGCUGCAGUAUCUUCAACUUUUAAUUUUGGUGGACAAUCAAAUGCAAAGCCGCAAACAACAUCAGCUUUCAGUUUUGGAGGGCAAUCCAAUCAGCAGCCGCAAACAACGUCAGCUUUUAAUUUUGGAGGACAAUCAAAUCCACAACCACAAACAACAUCAGCUUUUAAUUUUGGAGGACAAUCGAAUCCGCCACAGCAAACAUCAACUUUCAAUUUCGGAGGGCAAUCAAAUCCCCAACCGCAAACAACAUCAACAUUCAAUUUCAGAGGGCAAUCAAAUCCAACAACUUCUGCAUCAACAUUCAGUUUUGGAGCUACUGCUUCAACAGCAUCUUCUCUCAGUUUUGGAAACAAUGCAGCAAACAAAGGAGGGGCAGCUCCGGCCUUUGGCAUGGCACAGCCUCAAGUAAGUACAACAUCAGUGUUUGGAGGUUCAAAGACCCAGCCAGGAAACGCAUUCCAGACUGGUAUGACAAAGUCGGGUUCAGCACCAGCUUUUGGUGACACUGGUCCAAGUUUUGGUGGUGGCCCUAAGCCUUCAAAUCCUUUUGGAACAUCAUCUACAGGGUUCAGUGGUGGUGCUACUUCAGCUGCUCCCCAGGCUGCUAGUGGUGUCACUUCUGUGUUUGGAUUUGGAGCUACAACUCAACAGUCUAGCAAUAACUCAAGUGGAUUUAACUUCAGUGCUGCUGGGGCAGGAGGCGGCUCUUCUACAUUCAAUUUUGGAGGAUCUGGAACCCCUGGCUUUGGAGCAGGUUCACCAGCCCCUGGAUUUGGUCAGGCACCUGGUACACCAGCUGGUCAAGGCAUGUUUAAUGUAGGAGCCAGUAAUUCUGCAACAAAGCCUCGUGCCAUGACCAAAGCCAAACGAAGAGGAGCUAGGAGAUAAGAGGGAAUUACUAUUUAAAAGUGAAAAUGGCACUUAUGGACCUAGUUUGUCUUGACCUACUUAAGAUUGUCAAGAUGUUGCUAACAGAUCAUUUGAUUACAGGAUAAUAAAAAUUCUUCUCUAAGGAAUAAACAAGAAGCAAUUUUUUUGGCUUGAAUUGCACUCCCCUGAUCAUUGUGUUGUACAGAAACUUUGAAGACAAGGGAACAGUCCUAUUGAUAUGUGUGGGAAAUUCAGCUGAAUUCACAGUGUUUCAGAUUGAAAAUACUGAUUCUAACCGAAUUUGUAAUACUGAAAUUGUGAUUGUCCUGAUGUUGUCAUCUAAACAAUUGAAUCUCCUGGCGAUGUCCAGAAUAGAUUCUCCUGGAAGUGUGUGUUUGAUCUUUCCAGUCAUCUACGUGUAUAACAUUGGUCUGUACAUUGAAGCAGCCAUUAGCAACUUUCUGAUACUGUCAUAAUCAUCUUGUUAUGAUUCAGUUACAUGGAGAGGUAAAUAUUGUUACUGGUGUCCUUUGUGUUGUCCCAUCCCAACUCAGUAAUCUCACUCUACCUGAUAAAAUCCUAUUUCAGGGGUCAGUGUCAGUGUCACCAUUAAUUAAUAAUCAUAGAAAAUUAUCAACAAUGAUUUCAUUUGGACUCCAUUUUUUACGGAAUUCAAGGAAGUCUUAAGAACAAGGUCGUCAUAACUGAAAAUCAACCAAUUCAGUGACAUUACUUGAACCACUUGUUUGAUUUAAGGAAUUUUGAUCAAACUAUAUUAUGAUGAUAGUUCCAAGGUCAAGGUUAUCAUUAAUUAAUGAAAGAUCUUUUUACCUAAGGACAUGCACGUGUUAAAUACAUCUUCACAUUAAUCUUUUAAUUUUCUGAUUCAAGCCUUUCUGAUUUAUUAUGUACUUCAUGGAUAUUUUUACAUGGUUUUGUGUU
Molecule: messenger RNA, 4956 nt
Organism: Ylistrum balloti
Lineage: Eukaryota; Metazoa; Mollusca; Bivalvia; Pectinida; Pectinidae
Product: nuclear pore complex protein DDB_G0274915-like
Exons: 14
Coding region: 1-4032 (1343 amino acids)
Source: RefSeq, a predicted model, not a curated record